Molecule: messenger RNA, 1325 nt
Organism: Mauremys reevesii (Reeves's turtle)
Lineage: Eukaryota; Metazoa; Chordata; Testudines; Geoemydidae
Product: zinc finger protein 250-like
Exons: 5
Coding region: 18-1325 (435 amino acids)
Biological process (GO): regulation of transcription by RNA polymerase II
Cellular component (GO): nucleus
Molecular function (GO): RNA polymerase II cis-regulatory region sequence-specific DNA binding; DNA-binding transcription activator activity, RNA polymerase II-specific
Source: RefSeq, a predicted model, not a curated record
CCCUCUACAGGGACGUCAUGCAGGAGAACUAUGAGACGGUGACCUCGCUGGGAUUCCCUAUUCCCAAACCUGAGCUGAUCGCCCGGCUGGAACGAGGGGAAGAGCCGUGGGUGCCGGAUCUUCAGGCCUGCAAGAAAAGAAGGCUUCCGAGAUGCCCCCAUACAGCAGGUGCUGAGCGAGGGAGUGAGAAUGAGGAGGGGAAUCAUCAUGAGGAAGUUCCCGGGGAAGUGCAACCACAGGGCACCUUUGUGGAAAGAGCUGAAGGGAAUUUUCCCCAGUGCUUGGAGCAGGGAGAAUCCUGGGGAAAUUGGCACAGGUCAGAGAGGCUUCUGGGAAACUAUCCAGGGAAGAAAGUGGAUGAAUCUAGUAAUGGUGGGGGAGGAAAGGAAGAUCCCAGAGCGCAGCAGACAAAUCCCAAGGAAGAAACACCCUGGCAGUACCUUCAGUGUGGGAAAGGAUUCACUGUGAGCUCACAGCUUGUGACACAUCCGACAAUCCUUACUGGAGAGAAACCCCUUCAAUGCUUGGACCGUGGGGAAAGCUUCAAUAAGCUCUCCGAUGUUAAUAACCACGGGAGAAGCCACAGUGGAGAAAAACGCUCUCAAUCCCUCGAAUGCGGGAAAUGUUUCAUUUCAAAGACACAAAUAAUUAGACAUCAGUUAAGCCACACAGGGGAGAGACCCCACAAGUGCUUGGAUUGUGGAAAAAGUUUCAUAACGAGGUCACACCUUGUUGAACAUCAGGCAAUCCACACAGGAGAGAGACCCCACAAGUGCUUGGACUGUGGAAAAAGUUUCAUAAGAAGGUCACACCUUGUUCAGCAUCAGGGAAUCCACACAGGAGAGAGACCCCACAAGUGCUUGGACUGUGGGAAAAGUUUCAGAAGAAAGUCAAACCUUGUUAAACAUCAGGCAAUCCGCACAGGAGAGAGACCCCACAAGUGCUUGGAGUGUGGGAAAAGUUUCAUACAGAUGUCACACCUUGUUAAACAUCAAGCACUCCACACAGGAAAGAGACCCCACAAGUGCUUGGAGUGUGGGAAAAGUUUCAUAGAGAGGUCAAACCUUGUUAAACAUCAAGCACUCCACACAGGAGAGAGACUCCACAAACCCCACAAGUGCUUGGAGUGUGGGAAAAGUUUCAUAAGAAAGUCAUACCUUGUUAACCAUCAGGCAAUCCACACAGAAGAGAGACCCCACAAGUGCUUGGAGUGUGGGAAAAGUUUCAUACGAAAGUCAAACCUUGUUGGACAUCAGGCAGUCCACACAGGAGAGAGACCCUACAAGUGCUUGGAGUGUGGGAAAAAAGUCAACAAUAUGCCUUGA